This is a messenger RNA of Setaria italica (foxtail millet), 1927 nucleotides long. Its product is annotated as pyruvate, phosphate dikinase regulatory protein, chloroplastic. Gene Ontology annotation, molecular function: ATP binding; phosphotransferase activity, phosphate group as acceptor; protein serine/threonine kinase activity. The record is from RefSeq and is a predicted model, not a curated record. Gene Ontology annotation, cellular component: chloroplast. Lineage: Eukaryota; Viridiplantae; Streptophyta; Magnoliopsida; Poales; Poaceae.
GCCACUCCUGACCGGCACAACCAUCACCGCCCCCGCCCCGCCGCACCCCAGGCCACACCGCCUGCUCCUGCCUCCCGUCAAAAACGCCACCGCCCCACGCGAAAACCAGCCAAGCCAUCCCCGCGGGCGAACAGCGAAAGGCAUCGUCUCGUGACUCGCUCACUCGUCGCCGCCCCCUCGGCUAGGCUAGCUCAAUGAUAGGGGCCGGCGCCAAUCCGCUCGCGGCGCCGCUGCUCGGCCCGCCGUCCCCCGCCGGCCGCCGCCUCGCGCCCGGCCCGGUCUCGUGCGCCCUCGACCCUUCCCCGGUCCUCGCCCCUGCCGCAGCCGAGGCCCCAGGCCAGUCCGACCGCGCCCCGCCACCACGGGCGCCGGAUGAUGCCGCCUCCUCGUCCUCGUCCUCGUCCCGGGCGCUGAAAGCCAGCUCGCAGCUCAGCCGGUGGUCCCGUGGGCGGGCGCUACGCUCGGGCCGGCGGCUGAGGCUAGUGGACCGCGCGGCGGUCUCCUCGGCGCCGCCGCCGCCGGUGACCAAACCGCCGCCGCAGCCGCAGCAGCCGCCGUCUCUGCUGUACGACGACACUCCUGCGGUGGCGCCGGAGGACGACGACGACGUGUGCGAGGCUGAGAGGGACGCCGCGGCCGGGAAGGCCAUCUACUUGGUGUCGGACGGCACCGGCUGGACGGCCGAGCACUCGGUGAACGCCGCGCUUGGGCAGUUUGAGCACUGCCUCGUCGACAGCGGAUGCUCCGUCAGCACCCACCUCUUCUCCGGGGUAAAUAUCCCGCCCCAAUCGACAACACCCCCCACACUUAUUGAGUUAAUCAAGCAAGCAGCAAAAGAAGGGGCACUGGUUCUGUAUACUCUAGCUGAUCCGUCAAUGGCUGAGACAACUAAGAAGGCCUGUGAUUUCUGGGGUGUUCCAUCCACUGAUGUUCUUCGACCUACUGUUGAAGCCAUUGCUAAUCAUAUUGGUGUUGCUCCUUCUGGGAUUCCACGAAGUUCUCCUAGCCGACAGGGUAAACUAACUGAGGAUUACUUCCGACGAAUUGACGCCAUCGAUUUUACCAUCAAACAAGAUGAUGGAGCUCAGCCACAGAACCUCAACCGUGCAGACAUUGUACUUGUUGGUGUUUCACGUACAGGGAAGACUCCAUUGUCAAUAUACCUAGCACAGAAGGGAUACAAGGUAGCAAAUGUCCCUAUUGUGAUGGGAAUCAAUCUUCCAAAGGCUCUUUUUGAGAUCAAUCAGGACAAGAUUUUUGGAUUGACAAUAAACCCAGUGGUUCUUCAAGCAAUUAGAAAGACAAGGGCCAAAACUCUAGGUUUUGAUGGGCAUAAGAGCAAUUAUGCUGAAAUGGAGCAUGUGAGGCAGGAGUUGGCCCAUGCAAAUCAAAUUUUUGCUCAAAAUCCAGUGUGGCCAGUCAUUGUGGUCACUGGAAAAGCUGUAGAGGAAACAGCUGCUGUGGUUGUAAGGAUUCUCCAUGAUAAGAAACAGAAGUGUUCCAUGCCACGCAUAUCGAAACGGGUGGCUCCAGUUCUAGUCUACGAUUACCUGUCGGUGGUUAACACUCGUGUCGAGUCCCACAAGGUCUUUGCUACGGAGUUUUAAGUCUAUUCUGCCGCAGUGCAGACAUUCCAAAAUUCCAAAAUUUAUCAAAUCCGGCAUUUUGUUGCGUCUAUUACUAGAUUAGUGCCACAUGCAUAGAGAGUGUCACAUUCAUUCAUGAGGGUUCCAAAUUCUCUUAGAUCACCACCUCGUGAUCUAUGUGUGUCAUUCUUUGUUCGUUCAUUCAGUUUAGGUUGACCAAAGAUCUGUACCACUAUUCAGGAAAUGGCAUUCGAGGAGAGACAAUCGGCUAUCGCUGUAAAGAUAUGUACCACAAUUUGUAUGAUUCUGUUUGCAGCACCAGGAACAAAUGAAAAAUACAA